Diabrotica virgifera virgifera (western corn rootworm) is the source of this 1255-nucleotide messenger RNA. RefSeq lists its product as uncharacterized. The record is from RefSeq and is a predicted model, not a curated record. Lineage: Eukaryota; Metazoa; Arthropoda; Insecta; Coleoptera; Chrysomelidae. The coding region runs from base 91 to 1161 and encodes 356 amino acids. Gene Ontology annotation, molecular function: oxidoreductase activity. The transcript has 8 exons.
GUUUAGCACUAGAGUCGUCAGUAGAGUUUCAGUUUUUCAGUUAUCUAAAAUUUUUUUUAGUAAGGAAAGUGUAUAACUGGGCAAUAAAAAAUGUCGACGGACAAACAACUUAUUACCCCACUAAGGGAAGCAAGGCGAUUUAUGAUAGACUGUUUCAAAGCAGUGGGAGCCAAUCAAGCCCAUGCUGAAAUAGUAGCAGAUAGUUUGCUGGAAGCUGAUUACAGAGGGCACUAUACCCAUGGAAUGAAUAGAUUAGAAACGUACAUUAAUUCUUUACAACACGGACUUGUAUAUCCCAAUGCCGUGCCUACACUAGAACAAGAAACGGUGGCCACUGCUGUGGUCAAUGGUAAUAAUGGCUUUGGUGCUGUUGUUGGACACUACUGUAUGAAUUUAGCUAUAGAAAAAGCCAAAAACACUGGAAUAGGAUUAGUAGUGUGUCAUGAUUCAAAUCAUUAUGGAAUAGCUGGAAUUUAUGUUCUGCAAGCCAUUAAAAGAGGACUCAUAGGAUUUAGUACAACUAACUCCAAAUGUCUUCUCGUUCCAACUAGAGCAAAAAAGUCAGCCUUGGGAACAAAUCCAAUAGGAUUCGGAGUCCCUGCAAAUGAUGGGGAUAGCUUUGUUCUAGAUAUGGCAACGACCGUUUGUUCUUUAGGAAAGAUUGAAAUACAACGUAGAAAGGGGGAACCAAUUCCACCAGGAUGGGCUUUAAAUAAAGAAGGCAAAAGUGAGACAGACCCCAAUAUCGCCAUUCGGGAUAAAUUGUUGCUUCCUCUUGGAGGAGAAGAAAUUACCGCUGGAUAUAAAGGAUAUGGUUUGGCUGUAUUCGUGGACAUAUUAUCUGGAAUUUUAUCAGGAUCAAAUUAUGGUCCAUACGUACCCAAUUCUGGCACAGUAGCAAAUGUAGGACAUGCUUUCAUAGCCAUAGAUCCAAAAGUAUUCGUACCUGGAGUAGAAAAUAGAAUGAGUGACUUGAUGAAUUACUUAAGAAAUAUGGAAUCUGUAGAUCCAAAUCUACCAGUGUUAGUGGCUGGUGAUCCUUCGAGGCAGAAUAUGGAAAAAGUUCAAAUGGAUGGAGGUUUAUCCUAUGUCCAAGAUCAACAUGAUACGUGUAAGAAGCUUGCUGAAAGGCUAGAUGUUCCACCAAUGAAAUCGUUUUAAAUAAUAGGACAUACAUUUGACGUAAAUGUUAUUAAAUUGAUGCUUUAAAAGAUGUUACACCACAACUAAGCCGAUAAUAAAAUGCUUUCCUGUA